AAUUGCAGCAUUUUUACAUUUCUACUCCGGGUAAUCUUAUUUUUGUACUGCAACCUUAUAACACGGCUUUGUAUAACAGUCGACAUCAUGAGUGUGACAGAAGGUGAGCGAGCAGCUUACCUCCUAGAUGCCCAGAACAAAGCCGUCCAACUUUUUGAGGAGAUAGAGGAGAAGCUUAUCCGACCCGGCAUCAGCGAGAAGACGUUGAGCGAUGAGAUCCAUAAGCUUGGGACAGAACGCCAUGGUGUUAAAACACAUUGGCACAAAAGAGUUGUCAGAAGCGGACCCAAUACCCUUCUACCAUUUGAGGAUAAUCCACCUGAUCGUAUCAUUGGAGAAGAUGACAUCCUAUACGUCGACCUAGGACCAGUAUUUGAGGCCUGGGAGGCCGACUUUGCACGUACCUUUGUGCUUGGCGAUGACCCCAACAAGAAACGUCUACGAGACUCUCUCGCCCCAGUCUGGAAAAUAGUGAAAUCUCGGUACCAGGAGAAUCCAGAUGUGACGGGCGAGCGAUUGUAUGACAUUGCCUGCGAAGAAGCUCGAAACGCUGGUUGGGAAUUCGGCGCCAAACUUGCUGGGCACCUAGUCGGGCUCUUCCCACAUGAACGUAUUCCCCGGGACAAGAUAUCUCUUUAUAUUACCAAGGGGAACGACCAAAGAAUGAGCAAUCCCGGCAAAGAUGGAGAUAAGCGGCAUUGGAUUCUUGAGAUCCACCUUCGCGACAAUGAAAACAAGGUCGCGGCUUUCUACGAGCAACUCUUGACGGUUGAUUAGGCUAGUAAACGGUCGAGGUAAAAGGGGAAAGGGGGUCAUUACGGAGGGUUCUGGCAGUCAAGCCUAGGCGGAGUAAAGUAGUGAGAAAUGCAUACAUGACUUUCGUAU
Molecule: messenger RNA, 885 nt
Organism: Daldinia loculata
Lineage: Eukaryota; Fungi; Ascomycota; Sordariomycetes; Xylariales; Hypoxylaceae
Product: Creatinase/aminopeptidase
Exons: 1
Coding region: 88-777 (229 amino acids)
Source: RefSeq, a predicted model, not a curated record